UGGCAGUUCGACACGUGGAAACUCCGAGAAGCUAGUCGGGGCCACCCGCUAUCCACUCUGGGCUACUAUCUCAUACAGCGAGCGGGCCUGGUCCAGCGGUUCAAAAUCAACCCCGUCACGCUGGCAAGGCUGCUUCGCCACAUCGAGGCGGGCUAUCCGGACAACCCCUACCACAACGCCACUCACGCCGCGGACGUGCUCCAAACCCUGCACGUCAUCAUCCACGGAGCCCGGCUGCAUGUCCACUACCUGGACCAGCUGGGGCUGCUGGCGGCGUACUUUGCAGCGAUCAUCCACGAUUAUGGCCACCCUGGAGUCACCAACGACUUCCUUAUAGCCACAUCGGAUCCGUUGGCAGUUCGAUACAACGACCGCUCGCCGCUGGAGAACCACCAUGCGGCGGCUGCCUUCUCUGUGCUCCGCCGUCCUGAGCUGGACGUGACAGCCCCCCUGCCGCAACCGGAUCGGACUGCCUUCAGGAAGCAGGUCAUUGACCUGGUUCUGGCCACCGAUAUGAAACAGCACUUCGCCGUACUCGCGCACUUCAAUACCCAUGCGGGAAAAUCGCACCUGCUCUCCAACACGUAUCCGCAAACUUCCCACCCCUCGAACCCCAACCUCGGCACACUGCAGAUUGCCAUCAAGGCUGCGGAUCUGGGGCACCUAGGAGAGGAGCUUGAGGUGCACAAAAGGUGGCUGUCCCACCUCGAGGAGGAGUUUUUCCGUCAGGGUGACAGGGAGCGGGAGCUGGGUCUGCCCAUGAGCCCACUGUUUGACCGGUCCAAGCAGGGCGUGGGGAAGAGCCAGGUGGGG
Volvox carteri f. nagariensis is the source of this 813-nucleotide messenger RNA. It is a transcript of the gene pde1, whose product is annotated as 3'5'-cyclic nucleotide phosphodiesterase. Gene Ontology annotation, biological process: signal transduction. The record is from RefSeq and is a predicted model, not a curated record. NCBI's taxonomy places the organism in Eukaryota, Viridiplantae, Chlorophyta, Chlorophyceae, Chlamydomonadales, Volvocaceae. The annotation marks the transcript as partial. The transcript has 6 exons. Gene Ontology annotation, molecular function: 3',5'-cyclic-nucleotide phosphodiesterase activity.